This is a messenger RNA of Sinocyclocheilus rhinocerous, 2097 nucleotides long. It is a transcript of the gene cyp4f3, whose product is annotated as cytochrome P450, family 4, subfamily F, polypeptide 3. Gene Ontology annotation, molecular function: heme binding; oxidoreductase activity, acting on paired donors, with incorporation or reduction of molecular oxygen; monooxygenase activity. The coding region runs from base 90 to 1685 and encodes 531 amino acids. The record is from RefSeq and is a predicted model, not a curated record. NCBI's taxonomy places the organism in Eukaryota, Metazoa, Chordata, Actinopteri, Cypriniformes, Cyprinidae. The transcript has 13 exons.
UUUAUGAUGCAUCAGCACCCGGAACUGCAGCUGAACUUCAUCUGACAAGAAACACUUCAGCGGCAGCUCAUCAUAAAGGUUGCUGCUGGAUGAUGAUGAUGGGGUCAGCGGGUCUGAUCGGGUUUCUGCGCGCGCUCUUCUCCGGUUGUUCGCCGUUCGGGAUCCUCGCGCUCUCCGGUGCGACGCUCCUGUGUGCGCUCGCGACGCGUCUCGCCCUCAAACGACGCGCGCUGCGGUGCUUCAAUCAGCCGCCGCAGAGAAGCUGGAUCAUGGGCCACAUGGGACUAAUGGGCCAUAAUGAAGAGGGACUGCAGGCCGUUGAUGAUCUGAUCAGGAGGUACGUUCACUCCUGUGCCUGGUAUCUGGGUCCGUUCUACAAUAUGGUCCGGCUUUUCCACCCAGACUACAUCAAAUCCCUUCUGACAGCCUCAGCAAACAUUACUUUCAAAGACAAGAUCUUUUAUGGGUUUAUGAAACCUUGGUUGGGCCAUUGUCUUCUGCUGCAGAACGGUCAGGAAUGGUCACGCCAUCGACGACUUCUGACUCCUGCGUUCCACUUCGACAUCCUCAAAAAAUAUGUUCACAUAUUCAACCAGUCCACCAACAUCAUGCAUGCUAAAUGGCGCCGCCUGCUGGCUGAGAAGCAGAACAGUCUGGAUAUGUUUGAGCACAUGAGCUCCAUGACGCUGGACAGUCUGCUCAAAUGCACCUUCAGCUGUGACAGUCACUGCCAGGGGAAACCCAGCGAAUACAUCGCAGCCAUUCUGGAGCUGUCCAAACUGCUGGUUCAGAGGCAGCAUUACCUUCCGUAUCACUGGGACUGGCUGUACUGGCGCUCCGAACCGGGACGGCGCUUUCGCAAGGCGUGCAACAUCGUGCAUCAGUUCACGGCUAAAAUCGUGCAAGAACGCCGUUCCCAACUCGACCAGCAGGGGCCCGCAAAGAACCGCACGGAAAACCUGGAAUACACUGGAGGCUACAAGAAAAAAGACACGGAUCUCAUUGAUUUACUGCUGCUGUCAAAAGAUGAGAACGGCGAGGGACUCACGAACGAGGAGAUCCAGGCUCAUGCAGAUAUGUUCAUGUUUGCCGGUCACGACACCACCGCCAGCGCGCUCUCCUGGAUCUUCUACAACCUGGCAAUGCAUCAGGAUCAUCAGGAGCGUUGUCGAGCUGAAAUCAGAUCCGUGCUGCGAGACGGAGACGAACACGACAUCAGUUGGGAGGAUCUGAGUCACCUGCCCUUCACCACUAUGUGCAUCAAGGAGAGUCUGAGGCUUCACUCGCCCGUUCUGGCGCUCACCCGCUACUACUCACAAAACAUGAAGACGCCCGGAGACUGCAUCAUUCCCCAGGGAAGUCUCUGUUUGAUCAGUAUUUAUGGUGUCCAUCGAAACCCUGAAGUCUGGCCUGAUCCAGAGGUUUACGACCCCAUGCGCUUCGACCCGGAGAACUCACACGGACGCUCGCCUCACGCUUUCAUUCCCUUCUCAGCAGGACCCAGGAACUGCAUCGGGCAGAACUUCGCUAUGGCAGAAUUGAAGGUGGUCGUGGCUCGGACUCUGUCGAGGUUCCGGAUCCUGCCGGGCCCCAAACCAGUGCGGCGUCUCUACCAGCUGGUGCUGAGAGCAGAGGGAGGCCUGCUGUUAAACAUCGAGACGCUCGAGGAAUCCCACAAAGAGUGACCAGCACGGAAACAUCUCACCGUUUAAUGCUUCCUGCGAUUUCUAUUUCAGUCAUUUAAUAUCAUUUCCAAACUUUGAAUGUGAAGUGUGUAAUGCCUCACUGGGGAGUUGUUGCAAACCAAAUUAACUGUUUUGUAAGUUUUCAAAGCGUUAUACUGCUGUAACUGCAUAUACUUCUCAUGCUUUGAUACAACAGAAAAUUGAUUUUGCUUAUAUAUUAAUAUAUUUGUCAUAUAUUCUGAUAAAUAUUGUAGUCUAUUUACGUACCAACUCUUGUUUGUGUUGUUUUUUCUUGAACAAAAUUCAAAUAAAUAUUUGGCACAGCAUUGUUUCAAAGUGUAAAUGAGCAGCAUUAUGUACUAAAAUAUAAACGUGCAUGGAUAUUAUUGGUGUGUGGAUACUAUGGAAGCCC